Enterobius vermicularis (human pinworm) is the source of this 1638-nucleotide messenger RNA. The record is from the annotation of a GenBank genome assembly. NCBI's taxonomy places the organism in Eukaryota, Metazoa, Nematoda, Chromadorea, Rhabditida, Oxyuridae.
AUGGCUCAAGCGCUUUGCAUCGAUACCGACUGCAUCAGACCUCGUCGACGAAAUAUAUGUGAAAUUUUAAGAAACGAUAUCUACUGGAAAUGUCUGCUGACAACACUGUUUACCUACUUCUGUAUCUUUUAUGCAAUUUGGUGUUAUUUGACACUUUAUUCGGCUGCAAAUGAUUCGGAUUCCAAUCAUCCAAGAAGCUCAUGUGUGGCACGAUACAAUUUUAUCCCAAUCACUUUUGGAGUUAUUAUGUACGUAACUUAUAUUAUGGAAUGCGGACAUGAUUAUGUCAAGAGAUGCAAGAUAAAAAAGGUCAAUCGUGCUGAAGCUGAUGAAUAUAUCAAAAAAGUUUGUGCCGCAACACCGAUUGUUUGGUGGAAAAGUGUUUGCUAUCAUUAUGUUCGGCGAACUCGGCAAAUUACACGGUAUCGCAACGGUGAAGCCAUAACAUCAACACAGGCAUAUUAUCAGCGUGCAAAUUCGCAUACUUUUGGUGAUAUGUUUGUUUACGAUAUUUGUGGUGUCAAGGACAUAUCUAAAAAGUUGGUCGAUUUAGACUGCUUUGGUGCAACACGGAUAACUUUUAGUAAGAAUUUCUUGUUUGCUUCUGUGCAGGCAGCAGCCGAAUUUGAGCAGCAGCGAUCAAGGUUUUUUGGUGAAAGCGAAUUACAGGAUGAUUAUAUGGAAGCUCGUGAGGGUUUUGACUUUGCUGAAAUACAAUUCAUCGACGAACUGUUAGUGUAUGCGUCUCCAUACGACUCUCCUCCAUGGUACCUCAAAACUGCGGUCUUCUGGUGCUUCAGUUUCUUUUUGCUUAGUUGGCCGCUAAGAUUUAUUCGCGAGCUUCGCACUGCUAUUGUUGACUAUGAAAUAACAAAACUAUUUGGCACUAACUACAUUAGUCCUUCAAAUCUUAAUUUUACGGGUAAUUUUAAUCAACUAUUUGGCAAUCCACAAAUGAUACAGGAUCGAGCGAACUACUUUGUUGUCCCAAGCUACAGUGAAGCAAUGCAGCUCGACGCCUCUGGCCAGAGUGACCAGUUACUUUUUGCAAGCUGUCGCCGACAGAAUCGCAAUAACAUUAUUCCUGUGGAUAAUGAAGAUACGAUAAUCCCCAACUAUGGUGCCAUCGGCAACAGGAGAGGGCUACGUGAUCCUCAUUGUGUAGGACGACGAAGAUCAUUUGCUCAGAGACUAAUUCAACACUUCCCUCGUCGCAGUAGAUCUUUAAACUCUAUGAUUGCGAGAACUUUAUCACGUCACGAGAGAUCUGUAGCGGUGUCUUCCCAGUCUCCCUUACCACGUAGCAUCAGUGGUCCACCGCCACGGUCACUUAGUAUUAGCGCACUGUCAACGAGAUGGCGGUCAUCUGGUUAUGAACCAAUUGAUGAGCAGAAUGCUGACGACUGUCAACAGUUGGUCGAGGAUAUGGCUCCAUCCGGUGAUCCCCCACCGCCCUAUGAAGUUGCGCUGCGGAUGUGCGCCCCAUUGUAUCUGAGACUUCGACGUUCAGCAAACUCGAUAACUUCACGGAUAAGUUCAUUAUCUCAGUCAACCAGCAAAGACUUCUCGCUUCGACAGCAGCGAUCCGGGCACUCCUCAAACAGAAAUGGUUCGCUGCCGGGUUCUGCUAUACCAUAA